Molecule: messenger RNA, 796 nt
Organism: Cucurbitaria berberidis CBS 394.84
Lineage: Eukaryota; Fungi; Ascomycota; Dothideomycetes; Pleosporales; Cucurbitariaceae
Exons: 3
Coding region: 1-423 (140 amino acids)
Source: RefSeq, a predicted model, not a curated record
AUGAGCGCCUACACAUCCUCGUACCCACCUGUCGACUUCGACUCCGCCUACAAGCAGUUCUUCGAGACCUUCUACGCAACAUCAGACACGCCAGAUGCGCACGAAAAGUACAUCACCCACUUUACAAAAGACGCGACGUUAAUCAUGGCAUCGAAAAAAGCGGUUGGAUCUGAUCAAAUCCUCGCUCUGCGGAAGGGCAUGUGGGAAAGGGUUUCGAGCAGAUCACAUCAACCGCUGAAGAUUUUCCCGUUUGGCGAUGGCGCAGAUGAAGUUAUGUUGUACGGGACGGUCAAGUAUGGGCUGAAGGCGGGAGGUGAGUCGGGUUUGGAGUGGGCGGCGAGGGCGCAUCUAGUCAAGGAGGAUGGGAUGGUGAAGAUGGAUUUUUAUCAAGUGUAUUUGGACACUGGCGCGCAGGCCAAGUGAAUCAAAACGAGUGUGAGCGUACUAGUUGACGUAGAGCGAAGGAGAGGGAUAUGAAAUACUGCUACACUGAGUAUGGCGCUAUACCUGACAUUUCCACAUCUGUGUAGUGCGUAGCUCGCCAAGUACAUACGAUUUGCUGAUUUGGCGCAUAGCUCCCUCUACCGCCACACCAUCAGAUUUCAACUCAUCGUACAUGUCCGGCCCGAAGCAUGAGUAUACAAGGACUAAGCGCUCGCAGUUCUCUCAAAUUAGUCCGACGAAUAGCAGCUUAUGAGAGAUUACCGUCGUUGUUUACAUCUCGUCGUCCCUUCGCAUGUGCCGCAACAACACAGAUGAGUCAACCUUUGCACACCUGCGAUAUUGACGCUGAGCC